Messenger RNA from Megalobrama amblycephala (Wuchang bream), 3627 nucleotides. Its product is annotated as HLA class II histocompatibility antigen, DP alpha 1 chain-like. Gene Ontology annotation, biological process: antigen processing and presentation of exogenous peptide antigen via MHC class II; peptide antigen assembly with MHC class II protein complex; immune response. Gene Ontology annotation, cellular component: MHC class II protein complex; membrane. Gene Ontology annotation, molecular function: MHC class II protein complex binding. The record is from RefSeq and is a predicted model, not a curated record. Lineage: Eukaryota; Metazoa; Chordata; Actinopteri; Cypriniformes; Xenocyprididae. The coding region runs from base 855 to 1523 and encodes 222 amino acids. The transcript has 5 exons.
UAUAAAUUUAAUUACACCACUCUAUAAAAACCUUGAUCUUAUAACUUGAUGACUUUUUUAUUAUUUGGAUUGACUGCCUCAUGUGCGAGCAGAGGUUGUGUUAAACAAAAAUGUUCAGUCAUUUACUGAGUUUUUAAGAAUAUUUAAAAAGAACAUAUUCAAACCUAACACCUAAACUUUUAUUUUACAACUAUUAUCUGCACUGUACAUGACACAGAGGCACAUGCGGACUCACUCUGGGUAUGCACAUUUGUGUGUGAGACAGAGGGAGAGAAAGAAAGAGCAUGCACACUAUCUGCCACGUGACAUAAGAACACAACACUUUUAAUAGCAUAACUGAUGGUCUGUUUUAAAGUCUGCAUUAAACUGAAAUUGUGAUAGUCUUUUCUUCCCUAUUGUGGUCAAGUGAAACAGCUUCUCAAACAAGAAAAUUUUGGAGAGACUUGAUUUAGUCCAUCGGAAUUUAAAUGAACAGUUGUCGUUUGUUAUUGAUGCAAUCUCAUGUGAGUGAUAGGUUGUCCCGCCCCUCAUGUCAGUGAACACAUCAUCAGAGAAGAGAAGAGAAGAGAAGAGAAGAGAAGAGAAGAGAAGAGAAGAGAAGAGAAGAGAAGCAAGUAUGUACAGAGGAAAUUGUCUUUACAAUGAAAACCACUAGAAACAAGGAACAACAGAAGCCAGGCUAUGUGUCAACGACAACCACAAACACAAAAGAAAACACAGGGCUAUUUAUGCAUGAGGGCAAUCAAGGAACUAAACGAGACAAUGUCAAAUCAUUACCUGUCCAGCAGAGGGAGACAGGGAGCACAAGACCAAACUCUGGGCCUAUACCAUGAAGCCGGUUUAGGUGGACAGCUAUGAAACUAGCUGAACAUGAAGCUUUCGAAUACGCUGCAUGCUCUGAUAUAGAAGAAGAGUAUUACAUUGGCUAUGAUGAAGAAGAGGUGGGGCAUGUCGACUUUAAACAGAAGAGAGGAGUACCUACAUUACCUGAUUUUGUGGGAAAUAUAACAUUUCCCGGAAUUUAUGCAAUUGGUGCUGAUGCAAUAGUAGGAUGCAAACGUGACUUGCCACGAUUUAUUGAUACGUUCAAGAGCCUACCACUAGAAAUAGAUCUAGAUGCACCCCAGACUUCAAUCUAUCCAAAGGAUGAUGUGCAGCUGGGUGUUCAGAACACCCUUAUCUGUCAUGUGACCGGCUUCUAUCCUCCAUCUGUCAACAUCUCAUGGACUAAGAAUAAUGUUAAUGUGACAGAGGGCAUGAGUUUAAGUCAGUACCGUCCAAGGACAGAUAAUAGCUUCAACAUCUUUUCCACUCUCAAGUUUACACCUGCUGAAGGAGACAUUUACAGCUGCACGGUGAACCACAAAGCCCUCCAAGGGCAACCUCAGACCAAAAUAUGGGAUGUUGAUGUUGCCCUCCCAAGUGUUGUUCCAGCUGUGUUCUGCGGAGUAGGUGUGACUCUUGGACUUUUGGGAGUAGCUGUAGGAAUGUUUUUCCUCAUUAAAGGACACAACUGUAACUGACUAUGAAGAAAUAUGGAAGCAGAACUUUGAAAAUAUCUAUUAAUUUUUCUAUUACUGAGCAAUGUGACAAAAAUGCUAAAAUUAACAUAAGUGUCAUUCUCCUUGACAGGUUGACCAUAUUUUAGUUUUCAGAAAAAGAGGACAGGGGGAGGGGGGGUUGUUUGGGGGGGCUAAAUACGUUGACAGAUGCAUUCACAACAAAUGUUAUUGAACUUUAAUAUGUUAAGUAAUACAUUUUUUUUUACAUUCAACGUGUGGCCCUUAACAAUAGAAUAGGCUAAUAACAAACAAAUUGUUAAAAAGUUUUUUAUUUUGUUUUUUUUUUCCGCAAAUUUGGAAUAUCUCAUAAAACAUUUGCAAAUAAAGCAAUGUUUCCAUCCAGUGAGUCAAAGAGAACAAAACUGUCACUUCCUGACAAACUGACGAUAAAUAUCAAUAAAAAAAAAUGGAAGUUGCUGCAGUAGAAGCCAAAGUAUAUAAUAAUUUUCAUAUAUAAUAUGAAAUUUAUAUGAUAAAUGAUAUAUUAUCCAUCAUACCAUCAUGUUUUCUUGCAUUCAGAUUCCUGGUGUUUGUGAAUGCAGUCGUGUGAGAUGCUUCUGGUAGGGAUACCAAACCACUUUCACGACAGACUUUGCUCAGGCAUUACAAAAUGACCAAAGAAUUUCAGAUGCUGUGCAACAAGAUCGGUUUGCAAAGUCACAUUUUUUGAUGCGCAUCAAGGAAUUUAUUCUGUAAAAGUGUUUCCAUUGUACUUAAUGCGCAGGUUUUUGUGUCGCAUAAUACAUUUAUUUGACUUAGCUGAGCACGUACGUUUUUUUUAUUAUGUGUAUUUUUAGAUUUUAUGCACAUCAUGGUCUUCUUGGGGUCCAUCCAUCAUUUUUUUUUAUGCGAUAUCCCAAAAUGCUUAUAAAAUAGAAGGAUGGUAACAUAGCAGGGGCUUCUGUGUACACAAUAAAACUUUAAACAUAUGUCUUGCAAAGACUUUUAUGCCUACUUGAUUGGUAAUCAAGGACUGUUGGGAAAGAGUUCAUAAGAUUAAUAAGAAGUAAUCUAAACUCUUAUCACAAAGUCAUAGUCAAUCUCAUUGUGACCUUAUGUAGUUUUUUUUUGACAAUCUGCCUUAUUAGCAUAGACACAGCCCUGAGUGAGAAGCACAGAGUUCGUCAUUUCUGUAUCCUCACUUUAGCAGCUGGAGUUGUACAAUGCCUGCACCAAAAGAGGCAUUACCAUAGACUCACAGAGGACAUCAUGGCUGAAUUAAUUUUCGAAGGAAAUGUCCUGAAGAAAGUUGCUAGUAUUAUACGUUUGCGCUAAUCAUUUUUGACUACUUCACAAACAAGGGGCUUUUCAAAGCAGAAUUUUCAAAAAGUUUGAUUCUAAAAGAUGGGUCAAUACACUUUGUGUGCAAACUUCAGAUCCAGACUAUCACAUGUCAUAUAUUGUGAGUCCUUCCAAAUUGCCUUUCUGUAAGAGCUUGUUGGCACCCUGUAUGGCAAAUGUGCUAAAACUACAAUAGUCUCUGCCUGUUUUCAUUAAUGCUGCCUAUCAUUAUAAUCAUGUGCUAUCGGGAUUAUCGUAAAUACAAGUUUCCUAGGUAAAAAUUGCACAUGAACGCCCUUUGAAGUCUCCCUUGAAUGCAACAAGCUCAUAAUUUUCUGAUAGCACGUGAAGACACCAGGAGACCAGAGCUAUGUUGUUAUUUUUAUCCUGCCAUGCUCACCAUCAGCGUAAUUCAUAAAUACGUAUUUAUUAUGCACAGUACAGUCAGAUGACAGAUGACUGAACAUGUAAGGCUAAAGAACACCGCUACUUACAAUUUGUGACAUUUUCAUUGCAUGAGAUUGUCCUGUUUUGUUGUUGCCGGUAUGCCAGAGCAUGAGCUUUUGAAACUCCACCCUCUUCUUGAUAGGGGUCCGGGAGCACCAGCUCAUUUGCAUUUGAAGGGACACACACAAAAAUGGCACAUUUUUGCCCCCAAAAAGUGGAAAUUUUAACAUGCUAUAAAAAUUAUCUGUGUGGUAUUUUGAGGGAAAUCAGAGACUUAUUUCACAUCUUGUAAAAAGGGACAAAAUAGGUCCCCUUUAAAUUUUUCAUGCAACAUGAA